Melospiza melodia melodia is the source of this 240-nucleotide messenger RNA. RefSeq names its product prolactin releasing hormone (gene PRLH). Bases 1 to 240 code for a protein of 79 amino acids. Gene Ontology annotation, biological process: feeding behavior; G protein-coupled receptor signaling pathway; response to peptide hormone. The transcript has 2 exons. NCBI's taxonomy places the organism in Eukaryota, Metazoa, Chordata, Aves, Passeriformes, Passerellidae. Gene Ontology annotation, molecular function: neuropeptide hormone activity; prolactin-releasing peptide receptor binding. The record is from RefSeq and is a predicted model, not a curated record.
AUGAAGCUGGGCGCCGCCUGCCUCCUGUGGCUGCUGCUGCUCUGCCUGAGCCUGCCCGCCACGCACGGCCGCGUCCUGGAGCGCUCGGUGGAGAUGAGGACCCCGGACAUCGAUCCCUCGUGGUACACGGGCCGCGGGAUCCGGCCCGUGGGGCGCUUCGGGCGGCGGCGGGCGCUGGGCGGGCCCGGGGCUGCUCUGCGGGGCUGCGCUGCUCCUGCCCGGCUGGAGCCGAGCCCCUGA